AUCUACGUUGAACCGACGCUUUCAAAUCUGCAAAAUGUCGUCGUCGUCCGUUUGUGUCGUUCUGCUGCUGUCUGCCGUUUCAGCUGUUUGCUGGGGUGAGGAAACUUGUUAUUCUUAUGCUGGUGGUCAGGUUUAUCCACAGGAAGAUAGGAAGCUGUCCGGACACACGAUUCAAUGGAGCAAGGCCAUAAUUUCUAAACCAGCCCCUGAUUGGAACGGUACUGCUGUGAUUAAUGGAAAGUUUGAAGAGAUCAGCCUCAAAAGUUUUCAAGGCAAAUAUCUUGUGUUCUUCUUUUAUCCACUUGACUUUACAUUUGUAUGUCCAACAGAAAUAAUUGCUUUCAGUGACAGAAUUGGAGAAUUUAAAGCUAUAAAUACUGCUGUGGUUGCCUGCUCUGUUGACUCUCAUUUCACCCACUUAGCAUGGAUCAAUACACCACGAACCAAAGGGGGUUUAGGACCACUGAAUAUUCCACUUCUCUCUGACCUCACACAUGAAAUCUCCAAAUCUCAUGGUGUAUUCCUUCAGAAUCUUGGCCAUAGUCUACGUGGUCUGUUUAUCAUUGACUCCAAGGGAAUUCUGCGUCAGAUCACAAUGAAUGAUCUGCCAGUUGGCCGAUCUGUUGAUGAAACACUACGUCUGGUGCAAGCCUUCCAGUACACAGAUAGCCAUGGAGAGGUGUGUCCAGCAGGUUGGAAGCCUGGUGGUGAUACGAUUAUCCCAGACCCAACUGAUAAGCUGAAGUAUUUUGAAAAAACCAACAAGUCUAAUAAAUAAAUUUUUACUGAAUCUAUUAUUUUUAUAGUUUAUUCUUAACCAUUAA
Octopus sinensis (East Asian common octopus) is the source of this 824-nucleotide messenger RNA. RefSeq names its product peroxiredoxin-4. The coding region runs from base 35 to 778 and encodes 247 amino acids. Gene Ontology annotation, biological process: cell redox homeostasis; response to oxidative stress; hydrogen peroxide catabolic process. The record is from RefSeq and is a predicted model, not a curated record. Gene Ontology annotation, cellular component: cytosol; endoplasmic reticulum. NCBI's taxonomy places the organism in Eukaryota, Metazoa, Mollusca, Cephalopoda, Octopoda, Octopodidae. Gene Ontology annotation, molecular function: thioredoxin peroxidase activity. The transcript has 6 exons.